This is a messenger RNA of Fulmarus glacialis (Northern fulmar), 289 nucleotides long. RefSeq names its product RNA-binding protein 38. The record is from RefSeq and is a predicted model, not a curated record. The transcript has 2 exons. Lineage: Eukaryota; Metazoa; Chordata; Aves; Procellariiformes; Procellariidae. The annotation marks the transcript as partial.
ACUCACGCCUCACUAUGUUUACCCCCAAGCUAUCAUCCAGCCCAGCGUGGUGAUCCCCACCCCUGUGCAGUCCAUCACGUCUCCCUACAUCGACUACACCGCCGCCAGCCAAGCCUAUUCCCAGUACACCACAGCUGCCUACGAUCAGUACCCCUACGCUGCCUCCCCCGCUGCCGGCUUUGUGGGAUACGGCUACACGGGCGCAAUCACCGCCAGCAACCCAGCGGCGCCCGCCACCGCAUUCGUGCAGUACCAGCCCCAACAGCUGCAGCCCGACCGCAUGCAGUAA